GUGCAUGAUUUAUGGGGAUUACAAAAAACAACAAUAUAUAUGAAGACCUAUAAAUUAAUGUAUUUGAUGCAAUAGCCUAUGGCAAUACUAAUUUCAACAUAAUAAUCCAAAUAAUUUAGGACAUUGUACACGAUCAAAGUUAUCAAGGGAUUUAAGAAACAUGGUCAAUCACGGGAUUACAUCCUAUAUGUGAUGCUCAGUCAGUAUAGUCCGCAUCAUGUUUUGUCAACACACCGUGUUCUCCAUGAGGAACACAGCGGCACGCUCUGUGAGUCAGCAUGACGCGGAUGAAUCACGGGGUUUGAGGAUGGCCUAUAAAAGACAGCUGACAUCAGCCUCAGCUCCAGAGAAAGUUUGAGUGACGAUGAAAAGUCACAUCGCAGAUUCUGCCCAGUAUGUUGCGUGGAGCUAAGAGCCAACAUCGAAUUAAAACGAUGGAGGGAGGCAGCAUCUCCAGCGGAACACAGACCACCCCCACCCCGGUUGCGCACCAGCUCAGCAGUUCCACCACUGAUGUGCCCCAGUUUCAUGGUAAUAUGGACGGGCAGUGCUCCGCCGGGUCCUCCAGAGUCUUACUGGCGUACAAAAACGCGUCGCAGGCGCAGCAUCUGAGUUCAUCGGGCAUUAAAAUGGGAUUGGGGAUACUUAAAGUGGCCUCGUCUCAGUGGAAACAGGACAAGAAGACGCGCUCAGAUGUAGCCGUAAGGCAACUGUCCACAGCCAACAGCAGUCACGCUUGCAAGAGAUCCCCACUUGAUCAGCUGGCAGCUCUGGUUCUCCACGGGCAAACCCGGCAGCGCCAAAUUGGCCAAGCGCAAGCACCGACCAAGCCUCAGAACUGUAAGCGCAUCGUGGUCCUCGGUGCGCCGCGGGUUGGCAAGACCUCCAUCCUAAGAAGAUAUCUCACGGACGGGUUUGUGGAGGAGUACAGUCCCACCUCCGAGGAUUUCCUGAGGAAACUGUUUCGUAUCCGCGGGGAGACGUACCAAAUUGACGUGCUGGACGCGUCCAGGGAAAGGGAUUUCCCAGCCAAGAGGCGGCUGUCUAUCCUCACUGGAGACAUUUUUCUCCUAGUGUUCAGUCUAGAUGACCGGAGCUCUUUUGACGAGGUGUGCGCCCUGAGAUCUGAGAUUCUGGCCGCUAAAUCCAAGCUCUCCAAAUCCUCAGCGCAGUGCGCACAGCCGCAGGUUCCCCUGGUGGUCUGCGCCAAUAAGGCAGAUACCCUGAAGUCCAAGAGAGGAAUAUCUGCGGCAGAGGUGCUCCAAGUCCUCGGUGAUGACUGUGCCUAUUUUGAAACAUCUGCAAAGGAAAGCACAAAUUUAGAUGAAGUCUUUGAAACUUUGGCCACGCUCGGCGGGCUUCCGGCUGAAACUGGCCCGUCUCAGCAUCGCAAACUCUCCCUCCGCUCCUACCAGGCGACGCGCACAGGCCGUGUGCCUGGGAGGGGCUGUCCGGCCCCGGGGCGCGAGGAAGCUUGCGGCGCUCUGUACCCACUGGCCCGUCGGCCCAGUUUUAGCACGGAUCUCCGACAUGUGAUCGGGUUACAUUCCGCCAGAAAGCCGAGCAAAGCGCUGGAGAAAUGUCGGAUUCAAUAAGAGAAACACAGGCUGAGACGAAGUUUACAGAGCAGAUAGAAACAAGGAAUUAAGUCCAUGUUGUACAUCA
This is a messenger RNA of Pseudoliparis swirei, 1665 nucleotides long. It is a transcript of the gene rasd2b, whose product is annotated as RASD family member 2b. Bases 396 to 1595 code for a protein of 399 amino acids. Gene Ontology annotation, molecular function: GTP binding; GTPase activity. The transcript has 2 exons. The record is from RefSeq and is a predicted model, not a curated record. NCBI's taxonomy places the organism in Eukaryota, Metazoa, Chordata, Actinopteri, Perciformes, Liparidae.